GAGAGCUUACUGUUCGCAUCCUACUCAUGUUAGCUUGGGAUCAUGCAAUUCAUCAAGUGCAAAAAGAUUUUCAUAAAUUCAUCUACACGUAUCCUUUAACGAUUAAGCAAUACUUGACUGCAUUAAUGUCAGAUGUCAGUUGUCUCAAGGGUCAAGUUAAUUCUGAUAGUAUGGACUAUCUGUUGAGCGGCAUUGUAUUUUUUACGCACUUUAUAGUUGUGGCACAGUCUAUAACAAAAGAAGAUUUACGUUACUUUUUCUGUCGCGGUGCAGCAUUUCAAUGUCAAAGUGGACAAACUGCUAUAGAUCAUGGCAUUCCAGUUCUUCUGCCAAAUGGCGAGUUCACCUGCAUUUUAAUACAAACGCACAAUUAUAGUGUAAGCGACCCUAAUAUUAUUUUUGCAAGUCUUGUAAUUACUCCGCAAACUGUAGGGCUAGAUGUGGAUCCUGAUUGGCCAUAUCUCGUUUUGUAUUUUACUUUAGGUUAUAAAGAUG
Acaulospora morrowiae is the source of this 495-nucleotide messenger RNA. NCBI's taxonomy places the organism in Eukaryota, Fungi, Glomeromycota, Glomeromycetes, Diversisporales, Acaulosporaceae. The record is from the annotation of a GenBank genome assembly.